Messenger RNA from Setaria italica (foxtail millet), 1079 nucleotides. RefSeq names its product B-cell receptor-associated protein 31. NCBI's taxonomy places the organism in Eukaryota, Viridiplantae, Streptophyta, Magnoliopsida, Poales, Poaceae. The coding region runs from base 142 to 801 and encodes 219 amino acids. The record is from RefSeq and is a predicted model, not a curated record. Gene Ontology annotation, cellular component: endoplasmic reticulum membrane; endoplasmic reticulum. The transcript has 2 exons. Gene Ontology annotation, biological process: endoplasmic reticulum to Golgi vesicle-mediated transport; intracellular protein transport.
CAAACGAAAAAUCGAAAAAUCGAAAAUUCGCAACCCCGCCUCCUCGGCUCCUCUCCCCCCAACCCCCAAAACCCCAAAACGACGCCUAGAUCUCAUCGAUUCGGAGCUCAGGAUCUAAUCAGCAGCACCGCACUAGCGGCGAUGAUCCAGCUGCUGUUCGUUGUGGUGCUGGCGGAGGCGUCCGUGGCAGCGGCGCUGCUCUUCAAGACGCCGCUGCGGAAGCUCGCCGUGCUGGGCCUCGACCGCCUCAAGCGCGGCCGCCGCGCGCCCGUCGCCGUCAAGACGGUAGCGGGCGUCUUCCUCGCUCUUCUCGCCUCCACGCUCUACAGCAUGGCCGAGAUCAGCGGCCGCGCGUCCGACCCCGACUCCGGCGGUGGGCUCACGCCCACAGACCAGGUCCUCUUCUCGCGUCACCUCCUCGAGGCGUCCCUCAUGGGGUACACCUUGUUUCUUAUGCUAGUGAUCGACCGGCUUCACCAAUACAUCAGAGAUUUGCGUGGCUUCAAGAAGAACUUGGAGGCUGUAUCGAAGCAUAAUAACAUGUUGGAGGAAGCAAAAGUUGGAAUUUCAGAGGAGACAAAGAAGUACCAAGAAGAGAUUGCCAAUCUGAACAAGGAGAUGAAUAAACUGAAGCUACAAGUCCAAGAAAAGACUGAAGAGGUACAUGUUGCUGAGGAUAAGGCACUUGCUAUCCAAAAACAAUCUGAAGGCUUGCUGAUUGAAUAUGAUCGCCUGCUAGAGGACAACCAGCACCUUCGGAUACAGCUGCAGUCAAUUGAUCUCAGGCUUUCCAGUUCUUGAGAAAAGAAUAUUCAAGCAUGAGGAUAUUGGGAUGGUGAAUCUAGUGCUGUUGCAACAAAUUAUCUGUUGCAGUUUGGUAAGAAACAAUGUUUACUCUUUCAUGGGAUACUGAAGAAAUUAUUGUUGAUAGAUCAUUGGAUGUUAGCACCCAAAUAGCAUGCCAGUUAUCAGCUUUCUUACUUCUCAGUCUCAGUAUCUUUAAUGACUAUGUGUUGCAUUAUAUAUUGGUGCCAAUUUGUGCACAUAUUAUAUGGUCUAGCACUUUGGAGUUUCUCUUA